Molecule: messenger RNA, 1002 nt
Organism: Brugia malayi
Lineage: Eukaryota; Metazoa; Nematoda; Chromadorea; Rhabditida; Onchocercidae
Exons: 7
Coding region: 1-1002 (333 amino acids)
Biological process (GO): signal transduction; peptidyl-serine phosphorylation
Cellular component (GO): cytoplasm; nucleus
Molecular function (GO): ATP binding; protein serine/threonine kinase activity
Source: RefSeq, a predicted model, not a curated record
AUGGAUUCGAUGAAUGAUAAUUCACGUGAAGGAAGUUGUGAUAAGGACCAGAAUUUUAUUACAAAUCGAUUACCUAACAAAAAUGUUCUAAUUAAAGGGAGAAAUUUUGAAUUCGCCAUUGGCCGAUUAAUUUCCCAUGGACGAUUUGGUGCUGUAUACGAGGUACUAAGGCGUACAGAUGGAAGACGUUUUGCAGUAAAGUUAGAAAUAUGUGACACACAUUCUCAUGGCUUAAAUAUGGAUUACAUUGUAUUGUCACAAGCUACAAAAGUCUCAUGUGAACAUAUUGCAAGUCUAAUCGAUCAGGGUAAAAUCGAGGGGCAUUUCAAAUUCAUCGUUAUGAAAAUGCUUGGUGACAAUCUGCAUAAACUGAGACAUGCAUUUGUUGAAUGUCACUUUUCGUUAUCAACUUCACUUCGACUUGGAAUUCAGACACUAGCUGCUUUGGAAGAAUUGCAUUCAAUGGGAUUUGUCCACAGGGAUGUUAAAGCAUCAAAUUUUGCAAUAAGCGAUCCUGCUGAAUCAAAAAUGAAUGUGUAUUUAAUUGAUUUCGGACUCUGUCGAAUGUAUCGAAAUCUCAAGGAUGGAAUUAAACCACCUAGGAAUAAAACUUCAUUUAGAGGGACUGCACGUUACGCAUCACUGGCAGCACAUCGAGAGGAGGAAAUAUCGCCGAAAGACGAUCUCGAGUCGUGGUUCUAUAUGCUUAUCGAAAUGCUUUCUGGAGAACUUCCAUGGGGUAAUAUUCAUCGAACAGAUCGUAAACAAAUUGAGCGUAAAAAGGAGCAGUGUCGAUCAUCCGAUGCACUUAAAACACUCCUCAAAGACUGCCCAAAGGUUGAAUUUCGACGUAUUCUGAAUUACAUUGAUUCCUUGACAUAUCAUAGUCAGCCGGAUCACAAGUUUUUAACACAAAUGCUACAACUAACAAUGAAAAAUUACGGUGUGAAAAUGGAUGAACCGUACGACUGGGACGAUGAAUUACAGACACAUCUCAAUUGA